UACCUGAGUUAACUCCGAGCAAACCAGAAGACAUCAGUAUUAAUCCCAUGAUUGUCUUUGGCAGCUCUGUUCUUCAAACGUGUGAGCGUGACAACAGAAUCUGGUAAGGAGGAAUUGUCAGGAACUCUGGAACAAGGAAUGAGGGCUGUCAUCAGGAGCCCUUCAGGUGUCAAUGGCAAUGCUGUUUUCCAGUUUCUAAAAGAUGGCUCAUUGUCCUAUUCUAUUCUAUUGGCUGUGAAGCAUUCAGACAGAGUGAAGAACAUCACCCUGAAUGGACCUGCCCGAGACGGAUCUGUUGGCCCCGUGAUACUUGAGCUGACGGACUACUUUAUACAGGACGUGACAGAUUUCACCUGGUAUGCCAACAAUACCGUCCAGGACAAGUUGACUAGUGAACUGUUACUACAUUUGUGGCAAGGCCAUCUUUACAUUGACGUCAAAUUAGAGGGGGACAAGGAAAACAGUAGACUCAUUAGUGGACAGAUUUCAAGGCCUGGUUCAUGGUAUUGUGACAAACCCCAGACAUUUUGUCCCCACAUGAACCUGUACCUACAUGGCCAGAAGCCAGACCCUGGACUGCAGACAGUCCCCACGUCUGCAGAGGCAGUGUUCUAUGUGGACAGGGCUAAUGCCUUACAGUAUAGCAUUCAGGUCAAGUUUUCUAAUCCCCAUGAAGUGGCCUUAUCUGCCUCAGUAACAGAGGGACAGAAGACUGCACUGACUAUCAGUAAAUUCAAGUCCAACAGCCUUGAUAAUCAGCACAUACAUGAAGUCAAUGGUCACCUGCCUCAGAUAUCCCCUGACAUGAAGAAGUUGCUGAGUGAAGGGAAACUAAAGCUUGUUGUCUCCACCAGUGUAAACCCUAAUGGGGACAUAGUCGGGGAUAUCCCCAGUGUGGAAAGGCCACACUGUAUAAAAACGUCUCGUUUCAAUGUUGCGUGGGAUUUGCAAAACGCACCACUGGAUGGACUCAAUGUUGUAGUAGGGGAUGUUGUCAUCUUCACGUAUGGACAGAAUGAGACGAUCUAUCGGCUACCAAAUAGGAUCCAGUACAGGUCAUGUGACUUCUCUGAUGCCAGAAUGGUUGCCGCCCCACUCCAUCCCAAAAUGACGAGUGGACAGGUUCAGUUAGACAUGAAAGAGCCCGGGGAGUUUUAUUAUGCAUCUGAGCAGAACUGUAAUAAUUCCCUUUACAUGACUGUUACAGUCACAGAGAAUGACACAAGGCCAUUUAAGGACUGUUCAAGGUCGGCCUACCAGUUGUGGCUGGAUCAGAAGUUGUCUGGGAGAGGAGGAUCAGGUGCUGUGGGUGCCAUCAUCGGAGGGUCGUUUCUGGCCGUCGUCUCACUGCUCCUCAUUGCUUUGCUCGAUCGGAGGCGAAAAGUCAGGUCGAAAUCCAGCAGUGGCUUUCAGCGGUUUUGAGGUUGACAGCGGCCAGUUGUUUUUGUUUGAUCAAAAAACAUAAGGUUCUGUUCCUUAUUGUGUGCUGGUUAGCCAAGAUUUUUUGUUGUCAUGUUCAAAUACUCUGUCUUCAAGAAGGGUAAGCUUCCUGUUUAGCUACAUAACCAAGAUUUGUUUUUGUGACUUAACAAGGUUUAUUUUUGAAGGUCAAAUUUGUUUGAGGAGACAAAUAUUUCAUUCCUUUGCUGUGUUGUUCAGCAUCAUAAUACAUGCAUCACUGAAGUCAGGCCAGUGUACAUGUAGAUGUAGAACAUGACAGACUGUUGUCAGUUUUCCUUUUGUCAUCACCUAUUGAGGUACAUGUAUUUAAACACCAUUUAAUAUGUUAUGGCUCAGAAAUUACCAGGCAGCCUUUUAUAGUGGCAUACAUGCAAUACCUUGGAUAACUAGGGCAUACAACUU
Messenger RNA from Liolophura sinensis, 1863 nucleotides. RefSeq lists its product as uncharacterized. The record is from RefSeq and is a predicted model, not a curated record. The transcript has 11 exons. The coding region runs from base 139 to 1422 and encodes 427 amino acids. Lineage: Eukaryota; Metazoa; Mollusca; Polyplacophora; Chitonida; Chitonidae.